AUGACGACCUUUUCGCGCCCGGUCGCCUCGAGCAUUUCCGGGGUUGCCUUUACCGUCUAUUCCGAUGAAGAGAUUAAAAAGCUGUCGGUGAAAAGAAUUCACAAUACUCCGACCUUGGAUUCCUUUAACAACCCAGUUCCCGGUGGUCUUUAUGACCCUGCUAUGGGUGCAUGGGGUGACCAUGUGUGUACUACAUGUCGUCAAAAUUCUUGGUCCUGCACUGGUCAUGCUGGUCACAUUGAACUUCCUAUUCCCGUCUACAAUGUUACCUUCUUCGAUCAUAUCUAUCGCCUUUUACGGGCCCAAUGCGUGUACUGCCAUCGCCUGCAAAUGUCUCGCGCUCAGGUCAACAUGUACACCUGCAAGCUGCGCCUCUUGCAGUUCGGCCUCGUUGACGAAGUCGCCGUUGUCGAAUCGAUGGGAACUGUCAAGGGAGCUACAUCCAAGCCUGGCAAGGGUGACGAUUCAGAGGACGAGGAAGAUGACGAAUCCAUGAUGGAGAAGCGGCUAGCCUACGUCGAUCGGUCCAUUAAUGAGGCCAAGAAAGAUGGAAGGCUCAUUGGCCUGAUGACCGGCGCAAAGAACCCCAUUGCUGCAGAGCAGAGACGGGACCUGGUCAAGAACUUCCUUAAGGACAUCAACAGCUACCGGAAAUGCUCCAAUUGCAGCGGUAUCUCUCCUUCGUACCGAAAGGACCGUUACAACAAAAUCUUCAAGAAGGCGCUUCCCGAAAAGUCGAAAUUGGCCAUGCUGCACGGCGGAUUCCAGGCCCCUAACCCCCUGGUCCUCCUCGACUCCGAAAAAAAGGCUGCUAAAGUUAAUGGCACCCGCUCCGAGAGUGUGGCGUCAGAAGUACAUGGCGCCGAGGAAGAAAUCAUGCGUGGGGCUGCUGUCACAAACCAGACCUCUUUUGGACAGGAGUUUAUGACUUCCUCCGAGGUCUACAGUUGUAUGAAGCUGCUUUUUGCCAAAGACGGUGAUGUCCUGCAGCUUGUCUACAAUGGUCAACCUGUUGCAAAAGGCGCAAAGGUUGUCAGUGCUGAUAUGUUCUUCAUCAAAAGCCUUAUUGUUCCUCCCAACAAAUUCCGCCCUGCUGCUGCUCAAGGCCCCGGUGAGAUUAUGGAAGCACAGCAGAACACUGCUUUCAAUUCGAUUAUCAAGCAGUGUGAUCUGAUCAACCAGAUCAGCAAGGAAAUCCAGAACAAGGACGAGGAAGUUAUCCGAGUGCGGAACUACGGCGACCUCCUCCAGGCAAUUGUUGCACUCCAGGACCAUGUCAACGGAUUGAUUGAUAAGGAGCGAACUGCUGUUACCGGCUCCGCAGUCGCAGCGUUGCCUAACGGUAUCAAGCAGCUUCUGGAGAAGAAGGAAGGAUUGUUCCGAAAGAACAUGAUGGGUAAGCGUGUCAACUUUGCUGCCCGUAGUGUCAUUUCGCCCGACCCCAACCUGGAGACCAAUGAAAUUGGUGUCCCACUUGUGUUCGCAAAGAAGCUUACUUUCCCUGAACCUGUCACAAAUCACAACUUCUGGGAGUUGAAGGAGGCUGUGAUCAACGGCCCUGACAAGUACCCCGGUGCCGCUGCGAUUGAGAAUGAGAAUGGUCAAGUCAUCAACUUGAAAUUCAAGAGUCUCGAUGAGCGUACAGCGCUUGCCAAUCAGCUGCUGGCCCCGUCAAACUGGCGCCAGAAGGGCUCGCGGAAUAAGAAGGUCUAUCGCCACCUUACCACUGGUGAUUACGUCCUCAUGAACCGACAGCCGACACUCCACAAGCCGUCUAUCAUGGGUCACAAGGCUCGUGUGCUUCCUAAUGAGCGGACCAUUCGUAUGCACUAUGCCAACUGUAACACUUACAACGCUGAUUUCGAUGGUGACGAAAUGAACAUGCAUUUCCCUCAAAACGAGCUCGCUCAAGCAGAGGCGCGGAUGCUGGCUGAUGCAGACCACCAGUACCUGGUCGCCACAUCUGGUAAACCCUUGAGAGGUCUGAUCCAAGAUCAUAUUUCCAUGGGAACUUGGUUCACUUGCCGUGAUAGCUUCUUCGAUGAGGAGGACUACCACCAACUAUUGUACAACUGUUUGAGACCCGAGAAUUCGCACAUUGUCAGUGAUCGCAUCCAGUUAGUUCCACCAGCUUUUGUCAAGCCCAAGUACUUGUGGACUGGAAAGCAGGUUAUUACCACUAUCCUCAAAAACAUUCAGCCUCCGCAGCGUGCUGGUCUCACCCUCAAGAGCAAAUCCUCAACCCCUGCUAACCGCUGGGGCGAGGGCAGCGAAGAGGGUGAUGUUAUCUUCAAGGACGGAGAGUUCUUGUGCGGUAUCCUCGAUAAGAAGCAGCUUGGACCGACUGCUGGUGGUCUUGUUGAUGCCAUUCAUGAAAUUUAUGGCCACACAGUUGCUGGAAAAUUGAUGAGUAUCCUCGGUCGCCUGCUCACCAGAUUCUUGAACAUGCGCGCGUUUACUUGCGGUAUUGACGAUCUUCGACUGACAAAGGAGGGUGAUCGCAUGCGCAAGGAGAAGUUGAGUACCGCGGCCCAAAUGGGUCGUGAGGUUGCUUUGAAGUAUGUGACGCUUGACAAGUCCUCUGUGGCCGACCAAGAUGCCGAGUUGGAACGCCGACUCGAAGAAGUGCUUCGUGACGAUGAUAAGCAAAGUGGACUGGAUAGUGUUUCGAACUCCCGGUCUGCCCAGCUCUCUUCGGAGAUUACCAAGGCUUGUCUUCCUGCAGGUCUUGCGAAGCCUUUCCCCUGGAACCAGAUGCAGUCGAUGACAAUUUCUGGUGCCAAGGGUUCCGGUGUCAAUGCCAAUCUGAUUUCCUGCAACCUUGGACAGCAGGUUUUGGAGGGUCGUCGUGUGCCGGUCAUGAUCAGUGGUAAAACAUUGCCAUCGUUCCGAGCCUAUGAAACACACCCCAUUGCCGGUGGUUAUGUCUCUGGUCGUUUCUUGACUGGUAUCAAGCCCCAAGAGUAUUACUUCCACGCCAUGGCUGGUCGUGAAGGUCUGAUCGAUACCGCUGUCAAGACAUCCCGUUCCGGUUACCUGCAACGUUGUUUGAUUAAGGGUAUGGAGGGCUUGAGUGCGCAGUACGACUCCUCCGUCCGUGAAGCAUCAGAUGGAUCUAUCGUCCAGUUCUUGUAUGGUGAGGACGGUCUUGACAUCACAAAACAGGUUCAUCUCAAUGAUUUCGGAUUCCUUGCUGAAAAUCACGAGUCCAUUAUGGAGCAAGUCCAAGCUCACCAUCACAACAACUUGGCGAAGGAUGAGGUUUCUACAUGGCACAAGGAUGCAAUGAAGAAGGUUCGGAAGACCGGAAAGGUCGACGCUAUGGAUCCUGUCCUGUCUCAGUAUCACCCUGGAGGUUACCUGGGCAGUACAUCCGAGGCAUUUGCCCAGGCACUCAAGAAGUACACUGACGCGAAUCCGGACAAUCUGUUCAAGGAUAAGAAGAAGGAUCUUGAGGGAGUCGCCAAGUUCGUGGGCGAUUUCCAGAAGAAGCUCCCCAAGAAGGCAUUCGAUGCUUUGAUGAACAUGAAGUACAUGAAGUCUAUUAUUGAUCCUGGUGAGGCAGUCGGUAUCAUGGCCGGUCAGUCCGUUGGUGAGCCGUCUACACAGAUGACUCUGAACACCUUCCACUUGGCUGGUCACUCCGCAAAGAACGUCACCCUGGGUAUUCCCCGUCUUCGUGAAAUCGUUAUGACCGCAAGUGCUUCGAUCAUGACACCCACAAUGACUCUUCUUCUCAACGACGAAAUCCCUCAGGAACACGCAGAGAAGUUCGCCAAGGCUAUCAGCAAGCUCAGCAUUGCUGAAGUUGUUGACAAGGUCCAAGUGAAGGAGCGAAUUGGGGCAGGUGUUGGCUACUCGAGGGCCAAGAUCUACGACAUUGAUAUCACCUUCUUCCCUGCUAAGGAGUACACCAAGGAGUAUGCCAUCGAGAUCAAGGAUGUGCAGAACGCUUUGCAGAGCAAGUUCAUUCCUCGCCUAGUGAAGCUCACCAAGGCUGAGCUGAAGAAGCGAAACGAGGAUAAGACUGGAACAAAGUCCUCGACUGCCCAGCCUGAAAUCGGCGUCUCGGUCGGCAGGAUUCAGGAGGCCCCAAGUGGUCCUGACCGUGAGGCCGAGCCUGCCGAUGAUGAUAAUGAGGACGACGAAGAUGAUGCCAAGCGCUCCCGCGGAAACAACAACCGCAGCAACCAGGUUUCAUAUGAAGGACCGGAUGAUGACGAGCGAGAGAUCAUCAGGCGGCAGGACAGCUCGGAGGACGAGGACGAUGAUGAGAAGGAGACCUCUAAACCAAGCCGUGAUGUCAAAAUGGGCGACUCUGAUGAUUCCGAUGACGAGUCGGAUGACGAAGAUAGCAACACCCGCGAGGAUGAUGUCAAGGGCAAGUUUGAGGAGAUCACGAAGUUCAAGUUCGACCCCAAGAACGGCACAUCGUGCACCAUCCAGUUGCAGUACGACAUUGAGACGCCCAAGCUUCUACUUCUUCCCUUGGUCGAGGCUGCUGCUCAUCACGCCGUGAUCCAGUCCAUUCCAAGCCUCGGAAACUGCGUCUAUGUUGAAGGUGACGAGAUCAAGGGAGAGCCCGCAACCGUUCUCACUGAUGGCGUCAACCUGCUCGCCAUGCGCGAUUACCAGGAUAUCAUCAAGCCGCACUCCAUCUACUGUAACUCCAUUCAUGACAUGCUCCAUUACUACGGUGUUGAGGCGGCCCGUGCCACCAUUGUUCGUGAAAUGGACGCCGUUUUCAAGGGUCACAGUAUCUCUGUUGACAAUCGUCACUUGAACUUGAUUGGUGAUGUGAUGACCCAGUCUGGUGGCUUCAAAGCCUUCAGCCGUAACGGCCUGGUCAAGGAUUCUACUUCGGCCUUUGCUCGCAUGUCUUUCGAGACAACAGUGGGUGCUCUUAAGGACGCUGUUCUUGAGAGAGAUGUUGAGAACCUGAAGGGUCCUAGUGCCCGGAUUGUUGUUGGACGCGCAGGCACCGUCGGAACGGGUGCCUUUGACGUCCUUGCUCCUGUUGCAUAG
Molecule: messenger RNA, 5025 nt
Organism: Penicillium pulvis
Lineage: Eukaryota; Fungi; Ascomycota; Eurotiomycetes; Eurotiales; Aspergillaceae
Product: DNA-directed RNA polymerase I core subunit RPA190
Exons: 4
Coding region: 1-5025 (1674 amino acids)
Biological process (GO): DNA-templated transcription
Cellular component (GO): RNA polymerase I complex
Molecular function (GO): DNA binding; DNA-directed RNA polymerase activity
Source: RefSeq, a predicted model, not a curated record